AGGCGCGCGCGGGCUGGGGUCCCCGGGGACCGCGCUCGCAGCUGGCCGCGCCCCGUCCGCCAAGGGGCUGGCGGUGGGCGGGAGCGGCCGGCAGCCUCGGCCCCUUCCCGGAGCGACAUUCAAACUCGCGCCCGCGUUACGGCGGCACCUGGGUGGCUUCGCGCGCCGUGCGUUCUGGAUCCAGCCGGGCGGCCGCUGCUCGAACCUCCCCGGAGCGCCCCCACCAGGCAGCAAUGCCAGGAUGCCCGUCUCUGCCUCGCUCCACCAAGAUGGCAGCCAGGAGCGGCCGGUGAGCCUGACCUCCACCACCUCCUCGUCAGGCUCCUCCCGUGACAGCCGCGGGGCCAUGGAGGAGCCCAGCGGCUCCGAGGCUUCCGCCGAGAACGGGGCGGGCUCCCCGCGCGGCCGGCGUCUCCCCAACAACAACAACUCCAGCAGCUGGCUGAGCAUGAGGGGCUCCCUGUCCCCUUUCAACAGCCGGGCGUCGGUGGCGCCUGCGCACAAGCUCAGCUACGUGGGUCGAGUAGUGCGGGAAAUCGUGGAAACGGAGCGCACGUACGUGCAGGACCUGCGCAGCAUCGUGGAGGACUACCUCUUGAAGAUCAUUGACACGCCUGGGCUGCUGAACCCGGAGCAAGUCAGUGCCCUCUUUGGGAACAUAGAAAGCAUCUACGCACUGAACAGCCAGCUACUCAGAGACCUGGACAGCUGCAAUAGUGACCCGGUGGCUGUGGCCAGCUGCUUUGUGGAAAGGAGCCAAGAGUUUGAUAUCUACACCCAGUAUUGCAACAACUACCCCAACUCAGUGGCUGCCCUGACUGAGUGCAUGCAGGACAAGCAGCAGGCCAAGUUCUUUCGGGACCGGCAGGAGCUGCUGCAGCACUCACUGCCCUUGGGCUCCUACCUCCUCAAGCCAGUCCAGCGCAUCCUCAAGUACCACCUGCUACUCCAGGAAAUCGCCAAACAUUUUGAUGAAGAAGAGGACGGCUUUGAGGUGGUAGAGGAUGCCAUUGACACCAUGACUUGCGUGGCCUGGUACAUCAACGACAUGAAGAGGAGACAUGAGCACGCGGUCCGGCUCCAGGAGAUUCAGUCUCUGCUCAUCAACUGGAAGGGGCCAGACCUGACCACCUAUGGGGAGCUCGUCCUGGAGGGCACAUUCCGCGUGCACCGUGUGCGCAGCGAGAAGACCUUUUUCCUCUUUGACAAAGCACUGCUCAUCACCAAGAAGCGGGGAGAUCACUUUGUCUACAAGGGUCACAUCCCGUGCUCCUCCCUGAUGCUGAUUGAGAGCACCAGAGAAUCCCCGUGCUUCACCGUCACACACUACAAGCACAGCAAGCAGCAGUACAACAUCCAGGCCAAAACUGUGGAGGAGAAACGGAGCUGGACUCACCACAUCAAGAGGCUCAUCCUGGAGAACCACCAUACCACCAUCCCCCAGAAGGCCAAAGAAGCCAUCUUGGAAAUGGAUUCCUAUUAUCCCAAUCGGUACCGCCACAGCCCAGAGCGCCUGAAGAAGGCCUCCCAGGAUGAGGUGUCCACCACCCAUGUGCACCAGGGGCGCCGGCAGUCUGAGCCUGGUCAGCUCCUGUACAACCGGGCAACACUCCCCAGCAGGCAGCGAGGCUUCACGGUGCCAGGCCUUAAGGGCCAUAGAAAGUCGGAGCCAUCCAGACAUCUGCUCAGGCAACUCAGCGAGAAAGCCACAGCAGCAGAAAUGAAGCAUGCGGGCAGUGUUGUCACGCUCCUGGACUUUGGACAGCCCCACUGUGCUCGGGGCCUGCAGUCGGAGGCUGAAGGGGCUGCCCGGGAGGAGGAGGAGGAAGAGCAGUCCUUUCAGGUCUCUCUGGAGGACCUGGCAGGGCGUGAAGGCGGCGAGAAGGGGGCUAGACCAGAGCCCCCAGGCGAGGAGGAGGAGGAGGAGGAGGAGGAGGAGGAGAGCCUGGCAGUGGCGGAGCAGGUAGCCGACUUUGCCAGCUCCCUGUUGGCCGCCCUCCACUGCUGGCACUAUCGGGCCAACGCUUUACUUUUCUCCCGGGGCGCUAUGGGGAAGGGGCGCAGGGAGCCCGAAGACCCCAAGAGCUGCCGAAGGCCCAGCAGCCGAUCUCCAACCACCCCUGAGAAGUGCCUGAGCUUUGAGUCUGUGUCUUCCCUGCCGGAGGUUGAGCCAGACCCUGAGUCUGGGACAGAGCAGGAGGUGUUUGCUGCCAUGGAAGGUCCCAGGACCGAGGAGAUGCCCUCAGACACAGAGGCUCCAGAAGUCCUAGAAAUGCAGCUUGACACCCACCAGCUGCUGCUGGGACUGGACCCCCCGGGUGACAUGGUGGACUUCAUGGUGGCCGAGAGCACCGAGGACCCUAAGGUCCUGAGCAGUGAGGAUGAGGAGGAGGAGAUGGGGGCCGCCCGCGAGCCCGAGAGCCUCCUGCCCCCCUCUGUGCUGGACCAGGCCAGCGUCAUUGCCGAGCGGUUCGUCAGCAGCUUCUCUCGGCGGAGCAGCCUGGCACCGGAGGACGGCAAGUCCAGCGGCUUCGGGACCCCGAGGCCGACCAGCCGGAGCAGCAGUGUGAUCAGCCUAGAGGACAGUGAGGAGGGUCUGGCCCGACGCGCGGGCGCCACAGACUCCCUGGGUCCUCAGCCCCCUCCAGAGGCGGACAUCAGUAUGCGGGUGGCCGCAGAGAGUGAGCCUUCUGUCAAUGGGACAGAGCCCCAGAGCCCGGGCUGCUCGGCGGAGCCAGACAGGCCUUCCUGCACGAAGGAAUCGAAGCUUUCUUCCCGAGACCGGCUGUUGUUGGACAAAAUCAAGAGCUACUAUGAAUGUGCAGAGCACCACGAUGCAGGCUUUAGUGUCCGGCGCCGGGAGAGCCUCUCCUUCAUCCCCAAAGGACUGGUGAGAAACUCAGUCUCCAGAAUCAACAGCCUUCCCAGGCCAGACCCAGAGCCAGUGGCUCCGCUGGGGCAUAAGAGACAGGUGGGCUCGCGGGCAGCCUCAUGGGCCCGCUUUGACGACCCAGGACCAGGCCAGGCUCGUGCUGGGGACCCAGCUCCCAUCACAGAUGCUGAGUUCCGCCCGUCUUCGGAAAUUGUGAAGAUCUGGGAGGAAGUGGAGUUUCCUGAGGGGAGCCCUCGGAAGGGACCAGGCCAAGGCCAGGCCAAUAGCUUUGACCUGCAUGAGCCUCUCUUCAUCCUGGAGGAGCGUGAGCUGGGGGCCAUCACUGAGGAGUCGGCUGCUGCCUCGCCGGAGAGCGCCUCCCCCACUGAGCCACCCAGCCCGGCCCACCUGGCCCGGGAGCUGAAGGAGCUGGUGAAGGAGCUGAGCAGCGGCAGCCAGGGGGAGCUGGUGACCCCACUACACCCCCGCAUCCUGCAGCUCUCCCACGUGAUGGACAGCCACGUGAGCGAGCGAGUCAAGAGCAAGGUCUACCAGCUGGCUCGCCAGUACAGCCUCCGGAUCAAGAGCAAGUCGGUGACAGCCAGGCCACCACAGCAGUGGGAAAAGGUGGCUGCCACCACCCGCCACCUGCAGCAGGAGGCUGGAGCACCAUCUGCGGGCAGAGGUAAGAGGAAACCAGUGCUGUCUCUCUUCAACCACGAGCAGCCCACGGCCCAGGAACACAGCCCGCCCAAGCCCGGCUCUGCCAGGGAGAUAUCGCCGCGGCGUUUCUCCUUCAGCUCCUCGGCCACCAGCCCGAGGACCGCCUCGCCGGGGGCCUGGCACAUCCCCCGAAGCCCCCUCAGCCCCUUGGACACCGAGACUUUCAACUGGCCUGAUGUCCGAGAGCUCUGCUCCAAAUAUGCCUCCCAGGAUGAGGCGCUCCAGGCCAAGGGCAGCCGGCCGCGCAACCUGCCCGUCAACCGGAGCCUCUCGCUGCCGGAGAACAUGAUGCAGCCGCAGCCGCCUCUGUCGGGGAAGGUGGGCCGCUGCUGCAGCCUGAACGCCAGGAGGGCCCCGGCAGGCCCAGGGGUCGCCCAGCCUCAGCCUCUGGCGGGGUCACCCCCAAGCGCGCUGGACGGAGGGGAAGCCCUGUACGUCACCGCAGACCUCACACUGGAGGACAGCCGGCGGAUGGUUGUCAUGGAGAAGGGGCCCCUGUCCGGCCCCAACGCGGGACUGGAGGCAGCCGGCGGGCGGGGACCGAGCUCACCAGCAGCCCAGGCGGGGCAGGGCCCGGAGUUCCAGGAGUGUGCAGAGUAUCGGCCUAAAGAAGAGGGUCCCAGGGACCCGGCAGACCCAAGCCAGCAGGGCAGAGUGAGGAGCCUGCGGGAGAAAUUCCAGGCCUUGAACUCCACAGGUUGACACUGAGUCCUGGGGGAGGGAGCAGCCGUGCCGAGGGACGGGGAGGAACAGUGGCAUCCUCGCUCACAGCCCGGGCUCACCCUGCUCACCCGAGCCCCACCCGGGGCCCUCAGAAAGGCCGCCCCUGGGAGAGCGCCCUGGGGCACCGGGCAAGGGCCUUCACCUGCCGUGGGCGCGCCACUGACUUGCGAGCCCCUUUGCCCUCCGAGGCCGGUGUGGCCACUUCCCUUGUAUAUAGUUCUUCUCUAGUAAGAGACCAAAUAGUUAAGCUCAUCUCUUCCCAGGGAGAGCGAGCCCUGCUCAGGCCUCCAGUGUUGCCUGGCCGCUGCCAGACUGAGGGCCCACCCAGGGGACACACAGGAGGGUGGCCUGGGGAGGCUUUGCUCUUUAACUGUGCCUUUUCUUAGGAUCCGGGCAGGAACGAGGCCCAUAAUUUAUUGCCUUCUACCCUGUGGUAUGUUGGUGCGCUCGCGCGUGUGUGUGUGUGUGAGUGUGUGUUCUGUUGUUGAUUUCCCUCCUGGGAAGAAUGUUCGUGGACUCUGUUCAGGUACUUUUGUGGGUUGUCUUGCUGGCCCCGUGGUUGUCACUAAUGUACACACAUUUCGUUAUUUGCCAUUGGUGUAAUAACCACUGCUGACCAACCAACCUGUGAGUGGUCUCCUUACUGGCGUCUGGCCGGGCUGGGGAGAGGCGAUCGUGCCCAGGCCUGUCUCAGGGAAAGCGGGACGUGGGCUUGUUGCUUCCACAGGUGCUCAUUUGCAGCCAUGCUCACGAAGCCCGAGGCCCCAGGGGCUGGCGGGGGAGGCUGGGGCAGCAGGAUGUGUGGGAGGGGACUUGUUCUGCUACUUCUGUUCCCACGGGCUUCUGUCUACCCACAGCCUGGCGUCCUGUCUGGAGGUAAGGUCAGGGGGCACCGUGCCAGCCUUUAGCUCUUUUCCCCAGGUGCCAAAGUUGGACUGAAAGGGGUGGGGUGGAGGUGGAACAUUUUUCUAACAGGCAGAUAUUUCCACGUCUGAUGCCUUUUAUUCUUCUCUCCCUCGCUAGUUCCCAGGAGACAUCCUAGGGGGCAAGGAUCCUCAACUUGGAGCCUAGAACUAUCUUAAGUGGCUGGCAGUAUUGGGUGAGGGGUACAAAUGCAUUUUUUCUGGGAGGGAGCCUCAUUCUUCACCUUACUCUCAAAAGUGUCUUUGAUUCAAAAGGCGUAGGUGUGCCGCCUACUUCUGACUGGGUUUUCUGCCUUUUUUUUCCUCUUGGUGGACCAGUCUUGUUUUGCCCUGUUUCUUCUGGCUGGGGCCUGGGAGGAGUGGGGCUGCAGGGCCACGUGGUAGAGCUGUCUUGCAGGUCCUCUGACCUAGGAGGACGGACUCAGCCCGAAGAUGGGUCUGCUGCGUCUAAUGAGGUCAAGGGAAUAUCCGAGGCAAGUGGAGGCCUUUCCUGAGCGGAAGCAGGGCAGGGCUGGCCCACGUUCUGCCAGCUGGUCAGAAUGGUCCGUGGGCACUUGCACAGGCGCUGAGAGAGCUGGCUCCUACCAGACAAGUCUCUGAUUGUGAUGAGUAGCCACACACUAGAGCGAGAGUCAGGCGAUCCAGCCCUGCAUUUAACUAGCUGAGUCACCUAAACUCAUGCUUUUUCCUCCUCUGUCAGUCAAUUGAAGAAGAUGGAUGUGUUGUUGCUUCUCAAACUCUCUGACUCAGACUGUUCAGGAGGUGAGGCCUGGGGUGUAGUAGUCAACACCUUCCCCAGGUGAUCCUUACGCAGCCCUCUAGGUUAUACCUGGGAACCCUGGACCACCAGCUCAGUGGUUCUUACUGGCUGCCCACUGGAAUCAUCAGGGGAGGGAAAUUUUUGAAAAAUGCUGAUGUCUAGGUUUCACCCACCCAGACCAAUUGAAACUGCACCUCCAGAGAUGACCCCCAGGUGUGUGGAUUCUGAUUUUCAGAUCUCUGUCCCGAGCUCCAUGGGGAAAGGCCUGCAGCAGGCCCUCAGGACGGUUGACUGCAUGAAUAAGCGAGCUUUUCUCAGGGUCUCAAGUGAAGCACAGAACCUAGGUGCCAGCAGAGUUGUUCCCAUAAGAAAGACUCCAAGGACAAGCCAGAGUCUGGCUGUGCCUCUUGUCUCCGUGGUGGUCCUGUGUUCACAGAUUCCGCCUUGCUCAAUCAACCAGCCCCCUUUGGUCCAGUUCAAAGGGAAAUAUAGGCGAGUCAGAUAAGAAACGGAAAUAUGGAGCGUUAUUGAUUUAUUAGAAAAACUAGUAAAUGGGUUUUCUCUGGUUGGUGGAAGCACAUUUGAGCAGGUGGAGGACAAGGCCCAGCCGGCCCCAGGGCCAGCCCCAGAUUGCGUGGUCGGUGCCCAACAGGGUUGCAGUCCUCUGCAGCCACCUCCUCCCUUGCAUCCUCCCUGAGCUUACUUGUCCAAGGGACCGAGCCACGGGGUCCUCUGGAUCUCUGCCCCCUCCUACUGAAGGGAGGAGGGCGAUCCAGGGCCAGCCUUGGGGACUCUCUUUGCUCUCCGAUAGGCAGGAAGAAGGAGUGGGGUGGCGGGGAAGGCGAGCACCCCGCUCCCGGACCUCCUGUUAUGGGUGCUUGUGGUGGGGAGGAAGCUCGAGGACCCUCCUUACCUCCCUCAGCCACAGUCAGUUGAGGCCAGGGGACAAAGGGGAAGGAGAGAGGGAAGGAGGACCACCUGACCAUGCCCAGAAGGAGCUUCCUCUAAACUGCCCUGGGGAGGAAUCCUGGUUUGCUGGUGUGGACUGGAGCUGUUUGGGGAUACUGUUAAAGAAAAGAACUACAAAAUAGAAAAUGUAAGGAGGGAAAAAAGAAACCUUGCCAGGGCACCAGGAGCUUAGCCCCCCAGGUGGCACAGAGUCCCAAAGCUGGGCCCCUGCAGUUUCAGUCCAGUGAGUUGAAUGUCUUGGGGCCUGUGUGAUGUGGGGGGGAGGGAUGCGUGGGGAGCUGGCAGUAGAUGGUGGGUCACAUGCAGCCGGCUGCUGCCCUUGCCCCGUCUGGGGGCCCAGGGGUGGUGAAAUCCUAGCUUUUCCUUGAGGCCCUUUCAUUCUUGGGACUGUGGAGUUGCUUGCUGAAAUUCUUCACUUCAGGUGCUGCUUUGGCACACGUGGAGGGGAGAGGGUGGCCCCUAGUCUCUUGGCUCCCUGAAGACUGGCCCAUGGGAACAGUUGAGCGAGGCUCUUGCCGCUAUCUGCCCUGGAGCAGGACAUGCCCUCAGAUGCACCAGAGGCCUUCUUUAUUGCCAGGUGAGUGUCAUCACCUCACUGCCUCCUGCCUUGGUUUCCCUAGGUAUAGAAAGAGGCUGGUGGGUCGUAUGGAUUAGGUUCCCUGUGGAUGCACAGAGGGCCGUAGGGUUAGGUGCAUAGAGGCCAGAUGAAGACCCUGGCUCCAGAGGUGGGACCACCUGUCAGGCUCCAGCAGAGAACCUCCCUCCUGUGGUUCUUGUCUGCUGAAAUUGCCUUCCCUUAAUAUGGUGCUAUUGAUCUCGAGCACUAAGGGCUCCUGGGAAGGCCUAGUAACUCCGGAUGCCUAUGCCUGUGGUUUCUGCCUGAGCUUCACCCGCUUCCGGGGGAUCAUCUCAUUGUGUCUAAGGCUCCUUCCCAUGGGGAAGGUGAUGGAAAUAGCAACUGUUGGCCCCAGGGACCUUUCUGGUCUACCCAGGGGAAAUGCCUGCUGCCUGCAACUUAACCCCUCUUUUGGACCUAACCCCAGUUAAGAUACUGGGCUGGAGCCGUAUUGCUUUCAGAGAGUGGCGGAGAAAAAGCCCUGUGGAACUAGUGGUCUCUUCCAUCUGGAAGUCUGAUCUCAGCAGCACAGGGAAAGCUAUCCCUGGGGAUAGAGGUUGCAGGGCCCCUUUUGGCUGUGCUUGGGAUUGUGGGGUAGAUACCCAUGUGGCCCCGACUCAAGGCCAGGACCUUCCGGAGGAGCUAAGCAAGGGUGCCCGCCACACCUUAAUGGCUUUGGCCCCAGCAUUUGUCCCAGCCGUCUGGGGUAGUUACGUGGGUCGUAAUAAAUACCCAGGUGUGGCCACAUUUGCCACCCCAGGGUGACGGGUCAUGAAAUUUGCUGUCAGUCCAGCCAGCACCCUCAGGUGGUGCCGGCUGCAGACAGAACACAUGGGGUAUUUGGCUUUGGGAUGCUCUACUCCAGGCAUUGCGGUGUCCCUCUUGUACCUGGGGACCUGCGCUGUCUCCCUUAAGGGCCCUGGGUCUGAGUGGAAUGUUGCUGGUUUGGCAGCUACUGGGAGUGCGGGAGGACCCGAGUGGAGAGGCAGCGCCUUGGGCAGUGUGGAGACCUGUCUCCCUCCUUCUGGGCUGAGCCCUAAACUCUAACUGUAGUU
Physeter macrocephalus (sperm whale) is the source of this 8641-nucleotide messenger RNA. RefSeq names its product pleckstrin homology and RhoGEF domain containing G3 (gene PLEKHG3). Gene Ontology annotation, biological process: regulation of establishment of cell polarity. The coding region runs from base 242 to 4297 and encodes 1351 amino acids. The record is from RefSeq and is a predicted model, not a curated record. NCBI's taxonomy places the organism in Eukaryota, Metazoa, Chordata, Mammalia, Artiodactyla, Physeteridae. Gene Ontology annotation, molecular function: guanyl-nucleotide exchange factor activity; small GTPase binding. The transcript has 19 exons.